AUGGCCAAAAAAGUACAAGAGACUAAGGAGAAAAAAGCUCUAAAAGCCGCUUCUACGUCAAAAAAAGAAAAGAAAAAAUGGACUGAGAUAAAAAAGAAAGAUGAAGCUAGAAAAAUUUUUACUGUCUCUGACGAGCUGUUACAAAAAGUAGAAAAAGAGGUUAAAAAAGCUAAGAUUGUUACUGUGUUUUCUUUAGGUAGUAAAAUGAACUUAACAUUAAGCGUUGCUAAGAAUUUAUUGAGACAUUGUGUUAAUAACGGUAUUAUAUCCUUAAUUCAUAAAAGUUCAAAAACAACGAUUUAUGGUCAGCCUUUAGAAGUUGAACAGAUUCCUGUUCAACAAGAAGUGUCAGUUGCUGAGGGUGAUGGAUGGAAUUGA
Messenger RNA from Vairimorpha ceranae, 378 nucleotides. RefSeq names its product 40s ribosomal protein s25. The coding region runs from base 1 to 378 and encodes 125 amino acids. The record is from RefSeq and is a predicted model, not a curated record. NCBI's taxonomy places the organism in Eukaryota, Fungi, Microsporidia, Nosematidae. The transcript has a single exon.